Staurois parvus is the source of this 1221-nucleotide messenger RNA. The record is from the annotation of a GenBank genome assembly. Lineage: Eukaryota; Metazoa; Chordata; Amphibia; Anura; Ranidae.
AUGUUGAAGACUGUACCGAUGGAAAAAAGCAAAAAGUUCCUUGUGACUUUUGGAAACUAUGCCUGGAUAUAUUUUUACAUGAACCAAUAUGAAAAAGCUCAGAUGUACAUAGAAAAGGUAAACCAAAUUUAUGAUGAGCUCAAGCAAUUGCCUAAUGAUACUAACAAAAUAGCAGAGGUUUAUGGUGAACAAGGGUGGUCAAUGUUAAAAUUCAAUGCAAAGUAUUACGAGAAAGCCAAAGAAUGCUUUGAAAAAGCUUUAGAACUAAAUCCAGAAGAUCCUGAGUGGUGUUCCGGCCAUGCUAUAGCGGUAUACCGUUUGGAGGGACUGAACAGUAAGAAAUGUGAAGCUUCUGAAUGUAAGUCCUUACAGGCCUUGCAACAUGCUGUAGAGGUAAAUCCAAAAGAUGCCGUCUUGAAAGCACUUCUUGCACUGAAGCUGCAGGAGCUAAAAAGAGAUAAGGAAGGAAGAACAUACAUAGAAGAAGCUCUGCAACAAGCUCCAAAUCUUCCAUAUCUACUUCGUUAUGUGGCCAAAUUUUACAGAAAAGCCGGGCUAUUAGAUGAGGCUUUGCGUGUCUUAAAAGAAUCUGUUGAUCUUAUGCCAACAUCUGGCUUUCUUCACCACCAAAUAGGACUGUGUUAUCGGCAGAAGAUGAUCAAUCUAAAGAAGCUUGAAAAGGAAAACUAUCAACUCCGGUAUGUACACCAGGAAGAAGUGGAUGAAUUUGUCAACAAGGCCAUUUUUCACUUUGAAAAGGUGCUGGAACACAAGAAGACAUUUGUCUUUGCAUAUACGGACCUGGCAAAUAUGUAUUGUGAAGUAAAGGCCUACCAGAAAGCAGAUGACACAUUUAAACAAGUUUUGCAAUUUACUAAUCUCACAAAUGAAGAGAAGCAACAGGUCCACCAGGCCUAUGCCCGUUUUCAAGAGUACCACAGGAAAUCGGAAUCAGAAGCAAUAAAGCAUUAUAAAGAAUGUUUCCAGAUAUCUGACCCAAGUCUGCCCAGGGAUUUAAGUGAGAAAGCAUUAAAAAGACUGGCCGAAAGGAAGAUAAAGAUUUACCCACCUCAGGUGUCUGGAUUUGAAUUGCUUGGAUUUGUCUAUAAGAAUAGUGGAAACAUAAAAGAUGCCAUCGAAUGCUAUGAAAAAGCCUUGAAACUUGAUCCAGGCAAUGACGAAUAUUUGAGUGAGCUGUGUGACUUGAAGCUAAAAAUAUGA